Messenger RNA from Cucurbita moschata (crookneck pumpkin), 479 nucleotides. RefSeq names its product defensin J1-2-like. The record is from RefSeq and is a predicted model, not a curated record. Lineage: Eukaryota; Viridiplantae; Streptophyta; Magnoliopsida; Cucurbitales; Cucurbitaceae. The coding region runs from base 61 to 285 and encodes 74 amino acids. Gene Ontology annotation, biological process: defense response. The transcript is spliced from 2 exons.
CAUUAAACUCACAACACACAAAUUCUUCUAUCUAUCUCUCUCUCUCUCAGCUCUCUAACUAUGAAGUUCCUUUCAGCUGCAAUUUGCUUGCUGCUCCUCAUUUUUGGCACUGGCAUGGCGCCAAUGGUUGCAGAGGCCAGGCUUUGCGAAACUCCGAGCGCCAACUUCAGGGGGCUAUGCUUUAGUAACAACAACUGUGGCCAUGUGUGCAAGGGAGAGGGGUUUAACGAUGGCGCUUGCAGGGGCUUCCGCCUUCGCUGCUUAUGCUCAAAGCAGUGUGUUUGAUAUGUUCUUCACCAACAACAUCCACACAUCUUCAACUAAUUCUCUAUUUACUUUCCAAGUUGUAUCAAUAAAGUGGUCAUCCUCUUUGGCCCCUCCUUUUUUGUGAUUUUGCUUUAAUGUAGCUCUUUAAUUACAUUGUGUUUUGGAAUUUUGGUUUAUGCAAUAAUAUGCGUAUACGGGUGUUGUUUAUGUUA